GAUUUGGGCUAAAGCCCAUUCUUCAUCAAAUGACCUUUCAUUGAUUCUUCGGCUUUGGAUCGGAGUCGAGGAACAUGGAUUUCGACGAGACCGUGCCACUGAGCCAGCGGUCGGAGUGGGCAGACGUGGUCCCGUUGACUCAGGAUGAUGGCCCGAAUCCGGUGGUGCCGAUCGCCUACAAGGAAGAGUUCCGCGAGACUAUGGAUUACUUCCGUGCGAUUUACUUUUCCGACGAGCGAUCUCCUCGCUCACUGCGACUCACGGAAGAAACGCUCCGCUUAAACUCCGGCAACUACACAGUUUGGCAUUUCAGGCGCCUAGUACUCGAGGCCCUUAAUCACGACUUGUUUGAAGAACUCGAGUUCAUCGAACGCAUUGCUGAGGAUAACUCUAAGAACUACCAACUGUGGCAUCAUCGGCGUUGGGUUGCAGAGAAAUUGGGUCCUGAUGUUGUAGGGAGAGAGCUUGAAUUUACCCGUAGAGUACUUUCACUUGAUGCCAAACAUUAUCAUGCUUGGUCACAUAGGCAGUGGACGCUACGGGCAUUAGGAGGAUGGGAAGAUGAGCUCGAUUACUGUCACGAGCUCCUUGAAGCUGACGUCUUUAACAAUUCCGCCUGGAAUCAGAGGUAUUACGUCAUCACUCGAUCUCCUCUGUUGGGAGGCCUAGAAGCCAUGAGAGAAUCUGAAGUAAGCUACACAAUCAAAGCCAUUUUAGCCAAUCCUGCAAACGAGAGCUCAUGGCGAUACCUGAAAGCUCUUUACAAAGACGACAAAGAAUCCUGGAUUAGUGAUCCAAGUGUUUCCUCAGUCUGUUUGAAUGUUCUAUCCCGCACGGAUUGCUUCCAUGGAUUUGCUCUGAGCACCCUUUUGGAUCUUCUAUGCGAUGGAUUGAAACCAACCAACGAGCAUAAAGACUCAGUGAGAGCUCUAGCUAAUGAAGAACCAGAUACUAGCUUGGCUAAUUUGGUGAUUGAUUCUGGGAAGGAUAUCGGAUUUUUGGAAGAGAGGAGUUGCAGAAUAACUGUCCAAGGAAGAUACUUGAUCUCCGAUGAUGAAGGCAAUGUGUGUGAUGCUCUGUCAUUGGAAUCUCGAACCCGUUGUUGUCCAUGGAAAGGAGAAAGAUUCUCUUGUCAUGGAUGCAACCUCCUUUCACAAUGCUGCAACUCUUAUGAAUUUUGCGUUUCUUGCUGCUUGAAUCCGUCUCGGACGCUUCUUGGGAAGGUGGUUAAGGUAAAAGUUGCAAAGCCGGCUACAGCAGGGACUUACAAGAGUGUAUUUGAUUUUUGUUCCGGGAGAUGCCGCCAUAAUUCUGAGAGUGUGGUUCAUGAAAAUGCUUACCACAGCGAGUUUCACCAUUGUUUUUCUCUGACAUCAAAUGCUUCAGGUGCUAAUCUUACACAAGUUGAAACAAGACUUCUUGGCAUUGACGUUAUUGUUGGAAGUCAAGGAGAUUCAUGCGAUGCAGUUUGCAAGACACGUGGACAAUUGUGUGUGAUGAAUAAACUCUCACUUCUAAACCAAUGUGACGUUAUGAAAAGAUACAUGACCUGCAAAGGGUCGUGUUUAGCAAGUGCCGGGGCUGACCAACCUGCUGAAGUUGUUGAAGAUGCGCCCAGAGAUUUGUAUCCAGGCGCGUGUUUGUAUACCCGGACACAAUCAAUGCUUUCCUGUGACGGUUCACACCAACACACCCGACGACUCUGCCCAUGUGCCUAGAAACUAGUCAGUAUUAAGACUUAUGACAUACCUUUUUCCGCCUCUUGUAGCAGUUUUAGAAUGCUCUGAUCAUGUAAUUUUCCUUGGUGAAAGAACACAUAUUGUUGACAUAUACAUACAUGAUUCAAUAUAUUAUAGUUUACAUA
Molecule: messenger RNA, 1864 nt
Organism: Arabidopsis arenosa
Lineage: Eukaryota; Viridiplantae; Streptophyta; Magnoliopsida; Brassicales; Brassicaceae
Source: the annotation of a GenBank genome assembly